Amyelois transitella is the source of this 6162-nucleotide messenger RNA. RefSeq names its product 1-phosphatidylinositol 4,5-bisphosphate phosphodiesterase epsilon-1-like. NCBI's taxonomy places the organism in Eukaryota, Metazoa, Arthropoda, Insecta, Lepidoptera, Pyralidae. Gene Ontology annotation, molecular function: guanyl-nucleotide exchange factor activity; phosphatidylinositol-4,5-bisphosphate phospholipase C activity. Bases 67 to 5580 code for a protein of 1837 amino acids. Gene Ontology annotation, biological process: lipid metabolic process; small GTPase-mediated signal transduction; phosphatidylinositol-mediated signaling. The record is from RefSeq and is a predicted model, not a curated record. The transcript is spliced from 42 exons.
UAUUUACGGCAAGUGACCCUCGAUUUAGGAGGGGAGGGGGUGUUGGGAGCCGUCACUGAACGUAACAUGAUAAGGAGGGCGCCACCGACGCAUACGCAGCAAAUUAAGAGCUCUGUCAGAGCGCUUAUAAGGAGGUUUAACGACGUCUCAGCGUGGGUUACCGAGCUGGUCCUGUCCCCAAAUACAGUCGAGGAUCGGAAGGUGGCACUAUCCUGUAUCCUCAGGGUAGCCUUGACCUGUUGGAACAUUGGGAACUUCAACAGCGCCAUGGAAAUCAUUGCUGCGUUGAAGUCAAACAAGCUGAAAGCCUUCCUGUGCAGCAUCAACACUGAAACCAUACCAAUUCUGGACUUCCUCUCGGCUGCGUUGCUGUCUGCGGAGUACGAGCGGGCCCUGGGGAGAGCGCUAGCUAUGCCAGAAUGCCGGCUCAUACCCUUCUUCGGUGCCUUUCUGAGAGAAUUGAGAGGGAUCCUGUCAUACAGUCCAGCCCUGACUUGUCACUCCAUGGCGUCCACCCCGACUCACAGGAGGGACUUCAAGAGAGAGUCCACUAAGGAAGACAGAGGAUCCCCAAAACACGACCCUCGGCGGGAGAGUGGCAAGCGAGUGGACCAAGGCACCACCACUAGUCCUUUACGGGACAGCUGUAAGAGAGACGCGAGAGCGAAUGAACCUUCUAGACAAGUGUACAUAGCCUCCUUUGACGAGCAAGGUGAACAGCCUCCGGGCUGGAGGCGGGUCGGACCCGAGGGUCUGGUGAACCUGCAGAAGGUGUACCGCACCCAGGCGGUGAUGGACCACAUAGCCAGCUUCCACCAGCACCAUUACGCUUUGUCUAGGACCAAUGUGCCAGCUUUUGGUGAUUAUUUGAGAACAGCAUUGCCCGCGUGCGAGGAGCCGGUCUUCGCCCACCCCACCCAGAAGACCAGCGGCUGUGACUUCGAGAACGAAGCCCUGUACGAGCUGGAAGGUGGGGGGUACUGUCCCGUCCAGCCGUUACCCCACGACCACGGAGUCACAAUGUUCCCGUUAGCCCCUCAAAACGGGGAACGGAUAGACAGACAUAUUUUACAGAUAAUGCAUCACGGCACAGCGUGUAUAGUGGGGGAGAUUGAGUGGGGAGCGACUCUGGUCCAGUUGAGACUGGAGAGAGCCUGCGGUCUGCUCUCGUGGUGCAGGACUGCGCAUAGACCUGAUGGACAUUUGGGUGAUAUGCCGUCGGAGAAUAUGCAGCAACCUGAAAUCGCCCUCUCAUAUAACCCUGAGGAGGUGAUACCCUUGAAGUACACCUCCAAUCUUCACGAACACGAAGCUGGCGUGGUGGGGGAAGAAGGUUUCAUCGACCUCCAAUGCGUUAAAGAUAUGAGAAUCGGCAGUCGUCUCCUCGACCCACGCGACCUCGCGGAGUUGACGAACAGCGCAAAGCGUCACGGCCUCGACUCCUGCGCACACGGGCCUCACAUCAUAUCUAUAGUCUAUGGCAAAACGCUCAGCGAUAACAGGACUGUGCAUUUUGUGUUACCAAGCUACAGUUAUAGGGUAUGGGCCGUAGGGCUCCACUCCGUCAUCAGGGCGCUGAUGAGUCAGAACAAGUUGGCUGACAGAAGCCUCGCUUGGUUGAAGAACAAAUACACAGCAUUGUAUUAUGAAGACGGAUGCUGUUGCGAGCCAUUGGUAUCUGAUGCUAUACGGGUAUUUGGAGGCAGAGAAUCGACAUGCGGCAGUUCAUCACACUCAACGCCGGUGAAGGGAGCGUAUUCAGACCACACAGAUUCUAUAAAGAGUACAGGAAUAAAAUUUAAGAAAAACAAGUCCACUUCUGAACUGAAGGCCAGUUCUCCGAAGAGUUACGGAUCCACCCACACUUCUGGCACCAGGAGUGAAGACGAGGUCGUGCUCGGCCUUUCUCCCAGACAUAGCUCCUACUCGGCCACGAUGAGCCACCACCACCCCUGUGCUCCGAGACACAGCAGCCUCACCGCUGCAGCCACCACCAUCAUGUCAGGAUCCCCCAACAGGAGUAGUUUGAGAAGACUGGAGACAAGUGAACGAUUUUGGGAGAACCUGAAGCAUUUGAGGACUGGCUCCGUCGGUUACGAAACCCAACUGGACUUCAUGGAUUUUGUCACGUUGUUCAGGAGUUUUAGCCUAGUCAUGCGUUCUGAACUACGAGACGUUUUUGAGCAGUUGGCUGUACCGAGGAACCGGACACCACUCCUGGGCGCGGAGAGGAGUAGGAGUUCCCCGGAACUGUUCAGACCAAGAGCAGGGUUUAGACCAAGCGGCCUACUGACGAGAAAUGGUUCCUUAGACCUGGAGCCACCGAUAGACAAACAAAACAGGAAGAAAGCAUUCGAUUUAUUGGCAGCCGCUGCUUUACCAGGUGCAUGUCAAGACGUGGGCGGACAAGUCUUAACAUUACCGACCCUUGGUAAAUUCUGCGAGACGAGACAGAAAGAACCGAAGACUGAAGCUCAGUUGAAGGAUAUCAUACAGAGGCACGAACCGGAUCCCGCUCUUCGCGUUGAGAACUGCAUGUCAUUUGAGGGCUUCGUCAGAUUUCUCAUGGAUAAGGACAAUUACGCGUUUGUGCCGGAGCAAAGGCGAGCUAAUUACUAUAACAACAAGUCCAAACUGGUGGAAGACGAAACAUCGUUGUCCAAGGAUAUGGGCGGUCCGCUCAGUCAGUAUUACAUCGCAAGCAGUCACAACACUUAUCUGACUGGGCACCAGUUGAAGGGCGAGUCGUCGGUCGAGUUGUACAGUCAGGUUCUGCUGACGGGAUGCCGCUGUGUGGAGCUGGAUUGCUGGGACGGAGACGAUGGCAGCCCAGUCAUAUAUCACGGCCACACGUUCACCACGAAGAUACCUUUUCGGAGAGUCGUGGAGACUAUAGCGAGGAGUGCCUUCGUGACAUCACCGUACCCCCUGAUCCUCAGCAUUGAGAACCAUUGCAGUCUACCGCAGCAACAGGUCAUGGCGAGCACUUUUGAGGCAGUAUUCGGAGAUAAGCUGGUGACGUCAUUCCUGUUCGAGGUAGACUACACUGACGAGCCCAGGCUGCCGAGCCCGGAACAAUUGAAAUACAAGGUGCUUAUAAAGAACAAGAAGAUACCCCCCAUAGAAUCUAGUCCAACUAUUGGCCUGACCGGGGCCAGUUCCGCCCAGGGUUAUGGCGGAGUUCUUGCUACUGCGUUCCGCUCAAACGGCAUCCGUCACACGAGCACCUCCCUCCAGGACCAGGGUAACCGCACCAGCUCCAUCAUGUCAAACCAGUCUGCGGGCAGUUCUGCCACGGAGUACUUCUCUGAUGAAGACUAUGAUGAGGAUGAUGAGGAACUCGAUGAAAAAGAGCUUAACAAAAUCCUCAAGUCAAUUGACGAGAAAUGCGGUCGCACCUCUCUUUCUAUCUACCAGAGCUUCAGGAGGAGUGAGGGAGACGGCGAGACGUCAGGCUCUGUCAAACACACAACAAAUAGGAAACGUAGUAAUCAAAUAGCCAAGGAGUUAAGCGAUAUGGUCACUUAUGUACAGGCGAUAAAGUUCCGCGGUCUCAACCCGUUGUCACCGAGAAGCUCAAUAAAGCAGCCGGCUGCGAGCGGGAGCACCAAGGAUAGUGCCAGCGCUCCCAGCAGCAGCUUCGAGUCUUCGGAGAGCAGUGAUAGCACCAACACACAAAUGGCGCAGCAGUCCCAACAGUCCCAGUCGUCCAGCUCGAGAGGGCGAUGUCUCAACGCCCCAGCGGCUCACCACCCAUGCUACAGAUGCUCCUCCGUCAACGAGGCGAUCGGAAAGAAGAUCUGUAGGAAACACCCCACGGCUUUAGUGGCUCAUACUGAGACGCAACUCGUCAGGACUUACCCAGCCAGCCUACGCAUAGACUCCUCGAACUUCGAUCCUGUGACCUUCUGGUCGUGCGGCGUUCAACUUGUGGCCUUGAACUACCAGACAGAGGACGCCGCUAUGGCUAUCAACGCCGCCAUGUUUGAGAGCAACGGAUGCGUUGGAUAUGUGAAAAAGCCCAAGGUCAUGUGGGACCCUGGACAUAUAGCUUACAGGAGGUUUAAUCCAAUGGACAAAGAGUUCGACGGCAUCCACGCGUCUCAUCUCCACCUGGCAGUGAUAUCUGGACAAUACGUGGCAGAAAACGUCUACUCGUUCUACAAUGCGUUCGUGGAAGUGGAGAUUUUGGGCGUGCCAGCUGACUGCAGGAAGGUCAAGACCCAGAUUGCGAGAAGAAACGCUCUGAACCCCGUGUGGAGGGAAUCCUUCAAUUUCAAAAUCAAUUUCCCCGAGCUAGCGUUCGUCCGGUUUGAGAUAUACGAUGCUGACACUAACUACAUGCUGUCACAACGUGUCAUACCGCUGCAGUGUCUGAGGCCAGGGUACAGACACGUGAGGUUACGCUCACCAACAAACCAACCUCUCAACAUGGCGUCUCUUCUCAUCUUCUCCCGAUGCUCGGAAGAGUUGGCUGGUGAGAGUACGAGAGUCGACACGGAACUGAGUUCCCCCCACGACAGGAGGAAGAUACAUUUCCUCGUGGUGUACGCCGUGGCGAGAAACGAGGCGUAUUCUAUACUGAAGGUCACCCAAGACACCACUGCUAAUGAGGCCAUAGCGCAAUGCCUGACAAAAUCCGGCGUGAACCGCUCAGCGCGAGGGAAUUACGUGCUAGUCGAGGAGCUUCCGUCGCGAACUCCUGCGCAACGAGUCCUGGCUCCCCACGAGAGGGUGCUGAGAUGUGCUACAGCUAAACCCGAGGCCAGACUGCUGCUGAAACGGGUGGGUGACGACCCCAGCAGCAGGGCUUGGUUGACUAACAUCAGGUCUACUUCCACGGACAAGGGGAAGGACAAAUCCCUGCCGUCUGACGAGGAGUCCGUCACCCAGGAGGAGGAGCCCCGGAGGCCGGAGAACUUCCUCGUGUGCGUUUACAACGUGUCUCCAGAGAUACCUUACGCUAUAUUGAAGGUACCCUUCACGGCCACCGCUUCCUACGUGGUGUACCAAGCUCUGACUAAGGCGAGGUGUCACGAUAAUCCGAAAAGCUUCGUCUUAGUCGAAGACUUAACGAGUUUCGACGGCCGAUCACGGAUGAGGGCAUUGGCUGAUGAUGAAGUGGUAUACAAUGCUCAGGCCGGCUGGAAAGCGAUAGGUCGCUUCGUUCUCCAAGAGAAAGGCGCCACGGCCCCCAUUCCCCGCCAUAGAGCCGCCAUAGCCAGGAUUCAAAGGGGGUUAAGUAUGACGCGGGGUGCUAUUACUGGCGGCACAGGAUUCCCACUAGGAGGUUUCUCGUCAGACACCCCAGUGACAGACGGAAAGUCUCCGGUACAGGCAGCGUUCAGUGACCCCACACAUUGCAGGCGUCUUUCGUCCACUCCCCUGGGCAAAGGCAUCGCCCGUGCUAAAGGUCACUCAGACAAGGACAUCAGGUCCUUCAUGCAGAGACGCACGGGGUCCAGGGAGGUUCAUUCAGAAGGCGAGACCGGUGGGUCGCUGGGCGCUGAGGCGCUGGCGGCUCAGGUGGCCAGGUUCAAGAGGGUGUCCCUCAGGAAACUGAGGGCGUUAAGGUCCUGAGUGUUGCAGUUGUUCCGCCGGCUGGGGUCUCGCCUGGCCACACAUCGUGCCUCGCUCUCCUCGGAGCUGGGAUCGCUGUGGGACUUCAUCCACAGGGACAGGCGCCGGUCCGCGCCAGCUGGUACCUACGAACCCAUACACCCAGACACCAAAUCUCCAAUCAGAUUGGCCAGGGAUCUGUUACAAGUUGUCCAAGAAACAGUUUUGAGAAGAUUCGAUGAUACACCCAAGAGAUGUCCACUUGUGAAAGAAGAAUCGGAUUUGACUGAUGAUGAAGAAUACGAAAAUGAAAGGAGAAUAGCUAACUUGAUAGACUUCUUCUUUACUAUUGUCAAAAGUCAGAAGGAAGAACGUAAAGGGAGUGGAGGCAGCUGUUUCAAAAGUGAAUCAAGUCCAACAGAUAAUAAAUUAGACACAUACGUGCCCGCUAAAGUUAAUACAGAAUUAGAACAAAAAAUGGAGACGUUAAUUGAAUUUUUAGCAUCAACUGGUUGUAUGGACAAAGAGGAAGAUGUUAGUAAUAAAGAAGAUAAGAAAAUUACGUUAAUGGAAUUCCUGUUUGGACCUGAAGACAGGAAAUGG